AAUUCAACGUAGUAUAUGGAAGAAAUCUACUUCAAUUAAAAAAAUUUAUUACAGUCAUUUAAACCAAGUUAGUGAAAUAAAUAAUUUAUUAUAAUAAUAAACAGUAGAAGAAGAACGUUUUUUAUAAUAAUGAUUAAAUUGGCAUUACAUUUAUUGAUCAGUCUAUAUAUAUUAAGCGAAGUUUCCUGUGAAGAAGAUAAUAAUUCAUUACAACCGUGGGAUUCCUCAGAAUAUAAUCCUCGAAAUCGUGUCAUCGCACCUUAUAAACGCCGACAAAUAUUUCGUUUCGGUAAACGAAACUCACAUCCAACAAUCUACAAAGAAAUGGAUGAAUUACCUAGUCUAUGGGAUAUUUAUCGUAAAUGAUAAACUGACAAUGUUAUGUUUUUUUUAAACAAAAGAAAUCUAUGUAUGAUUAAAAUAAAAUGCACUAAAUAAUUGAGAUUUAUUGUAA
This is a messenger RNA of Schistosoma haematobium, 454 nucleotides long. RefSeq lists its product as uncharacterized. Bases 130 to 366 code for a protein of 78 amino acids. Lineage: Eukaryota; Metazoa; Platyhelminthes; Trematoda; Strigeidida; Schistosomatidae. The transcript is spliced from 3 exons. The record is from RefSeq and is a predicted model, not a curated record.